AUGCUGUCUAUCAGGGAAUACGAGGAGAAAACUGGUAAGCUUACUAUUGUUGGCAUUUUCAUCUUUGAGUGGCAGGAUACGAACAUGAGAUGGGAUCCUAGUGUCUAUGGUGGCAUACCUUCCUUCUUGAUCCCGCAAAGUGAGGUAUGGAAACCGGAAAUUGUCAACGCAAAGCCAUAUGAGAAGAGAGAACCGCUGGGGUUUGACAGAGUGAGUGUCCGUGUGCUUGCGGACGGGAAGAUGUUAUGGAUGCCCGGGGAUGUGUACCAGACCACAUGUUCCGCUGACGUCACGUAUUUUCCGUUUGACGUACAUCAGUGUAAAUAUGUCUUCUCACCAUGGAUGUAUUUACUCGGCGAAUUGAUUCUUCAACCCACAUUUGAUGAAAUGGAUCUUGAGCUGUUCACUCCAAGUGGUCUAUGGGAAUUGAAAGGGACAGAAAUAGCUGUGGAUAGUGUACUAGGUGGUCAUCUGUUAUUUCUAAUUAUAACAUUUAAACGCCGUCCGACUUUCCAUAUUGUUAAUAUCUUGGCGCCCAUAAGUGUCAUGGGACUUUUGAAUGUGAUGGUGUUCCUUCUUCCCGCAGAAUCAGGUGAACGAGUGGGAUUUUCUAUAACUGUAUUGCUUGCAAUGUCUGUGUUUCUAACUAUCAUUUCCGACAGCCUGCCAAGUACAAGCCAACCCAGUAUACCCAGAAUAUCGUAUCUAUUACUAGGAGAUUUGGUGAUAGGUACAGUUAUCACAAUAUGUACGAUUCUUGUACUACGGUUGCACCAUAAACGUGAUGACGAGGAUGUCCCACGGUGGCUCCGGUGUAUGUCCUGCACAAAAUGUUGCUCCAAAUCCAAAAGGGAGAUGAGGAGAAGGUCAAAUAGUGAUGCAUCAUCAGAAACGUUCUCCAAUUUGUGCGCUGACGGAUUUUAUUCCCAGCCUAUAGAUAACGUGUCGUCGACUCAAGACAACAGAAGAUUGUAUCAAGGGAGGAUCAACAAGACUGGACACGUUCAGUGUAGAUCAGGACAUCGCAUGGAAACAUGGGACAAUCACUACCAACAUGACCUGAAUAUACCACGUCAUGACACUAUUGAGGGACAUCCCAGUGACGACAGAAGCAGACAGGAAUCACAAAACUCCUCAUCCGAGCCUCACAGUAUUGUCAAAUGGAAAAACGUUGCUGACUUCUUUGACGUUUUAUUUUUCCUAUUUUUCCUUGUACUUAUCAUUGCCAAAAACAUAAUUUCUGUUUUGGUAUUUAUUGGAAACAUUUAA
Messenger RNA from Mizuhopecten yessoensis (Yesso scallop), 1269 nucleotides. RefSeq names its product acetylcholine receptor subunit beta-like. The coding region runs from base 1 to 1269 and encodes 422 amino acids. Lineage: Eukaryota; Metazoa; Mollusca; Bivalvia; Pectinida; Pectinidae. The record is from RefSeq and is a predicted model, not a curated record. Gene Ontology annotation, cellular component: neuron projection; synapse; membrane. The transcript has a single exon. Gene Ontology annotation, biological process: chemical synaptic transmission; nervous system process; monoatomic ion transmembrane transport. Gene Ontology annotation, molecular function: transmembrane signaling receptor activity; extracellular ligand-gated monoatomic ion channel activity; neurotransmitter receptor activity.